GCCUUCACUAUCCUGAAUUUCACUGACGAGGAGCGCGACAGCUGCUACAAGAUCACCGCCGCUGUCAUGCACAUGGGCAACAUGAAGUUCAAGCAGAGGGGUCGCGAGGAGCAGGCUGAGCCCGACGGCACAGAGACUGGUGAAAUUCUUGGUGAACUUCUCGCCACUGACAGUGAUGAGCUGUACAAGAAUCUGUGCAAGCCCAAGAUCAAGGUCGGUGCCGAGUUCGUCACCCAGGGUAGGAAUGUCACCCAGGUCUAUUACUCCGUCAGCGCUCUUGCCAAGGGCGUGUUCGAUCGUCUCUUCAAGUGGAUCGUGAAGAAGUGUAACCAGACCCUCGAGCCCGGCAUGAAGCGUGCCAUGUUCAUUGGUGUGCUCGAUAUUGCCGGCUUCGAGAUCUUCGACUUCAACGGCUUCGAGCAGAUCUGCAUCAACUUCUGUAACGAGAAGUUGCAGCAGUUCUUCAACCACCACAUGUUCGUGCUUGAGCAAGGGAGUACAAGGGCCCGAGGCAUUGACUGGGACUUUGUCGACUUCGGUAUGGAUCUGCAGGCUUGCAUUGAGCUCUUCGAGAAGAAACUUGGCCUCCUCGCCAUCCUCGAGGAAGAGUCCAUGUUCCCGAAGGCCACCGACAAGACCUUUGAGGAGAAGCUGAAGGCCAACCAUCUGGGCAAGUCUCCCUGCUUCAUCAAGCCUAAGCCUCCCAAGCCAGGCCAGGCUGAGGGUCACUUCGCCAUCGUUCACUACGCUGGCACUGUGACUUACAAUCUGAGUGGCUGGCUGGAGAAGAACAAGGACCCCCUCAACGACACCGUCGUCGACCAGCUCAAGAAGUCGAAGAUGGACCUCAUUGUGGAGCUCUUUGCCGAUCACCCCGGCCAGUCUGCUCCCGCUGACGCCAAAGGAGGUAUGAAUUUGGAAACAUAUAAAUGAGAUCUGAAAGAACCUUUUAG
This is a messenger RNA of Penaeus monodon (black tiger shrimp), 953 nucleotides long. RefSeq names its product myosin heavy chain, muscle-like. Bases 67 to 933 code for a protein of 288 amino acids. Gene Ontology annotation, molecular function: actin filament binding; ATP binding; microfilament motor activity. Gene Ontology annotation, biological process: actin filament organization; vesicle transport along actin filament. Lineage: Eukaryota; Metazoa; Arthropoda; Malacostraca; Decapoda; Penaeidae. Gene Ontology annotation, cellular component: actin cytoskeleton; cytoplasm; vesicle. The record is from RefSeq and is a predicted model, not a curated record. The transcript is spliced from 4 exons.